Molecule: messenger RNA, 4424 nt
Organism: Loxodonta africana (African savanna elephant)
Lineage: Eukaryota; Metazoa; Chordata; Mammalia; Proboscidea; Elephantidae
Gene: BLMH
Product: bleomycin hydrolase
Exons: 12
Coding region: 120-1487 (455 amino acids)
Biological process (GO): L-homocysteine catabolic process; proteolysis; response to toxic substance
Cellular component (GO): cytoplasm
Molecular function (GO): cysteine-type aminopeptidase activity
Source: RefSeq, a predicted model, not a curated record
UUUCCGGCGUCGUGGGUGAGACAGGCAGCCCGGGCCGCCCAGGCAGCGCGCUGCAGUGCCGUCCCGGAGCUCGCCCGGACCCCGAAGGCUGCCGUUACCUCGCCGGGCACUGCGGCGCCAUGAGCAGCGCGGGACUGAAUUCGGAGAAGGUAGCCGCUCUGAUUCAGAAACUGAAUUCCGACCCUCAGUUCGUACUUGCCCAGAAUGUCGGGACCACCCACGACCUGCUGGACAUCUGUCUGAAGAGGGCAACGGUACACGGUGUUCAGCAUGUAUUCCAACACGCUGUGUCUCAGGAAGGCAAACCAGUCACCAACCAGAAGAGCUCAGGGCGAUGCUGGAUCUUUUCCUGUCUGAACGUUAUGAGACUUCCAUUCAUGAAAAAAUUAAAUAUUGAAGAAUUUGAGUUUAGUCAAUCAUAUCUAUUUUUCUGGGACAAGGUUGAACGGUGUUAUUUCUUCUUAAAUGCGUUUGUGGACACAGCCCAGAAAAAGGAGCCUGAGGAUGGGAGGCUGGUGCAGUAUUUGCUUAUGAAUCCUGCAAAUGAUGGUGGACAGUGGGAUAUGCUUGUCAAUAUUGUUGAAAAAUAUGGUGUUGUUCCCAAGAAGUGUUUUCCUGAGUCUUACACAACAGAGUCAACCAGAAGAAUGAAUGAGAUUCUGAAUCACAAGAUGAGAGAAUUCUGUAUACGACUACGGAACCUGGUACACAGUGGAGCAACCAAAGGAGAAAUCUCAGCUGUACAAGACGUCAUGAUGGAGGAGAUAGUCCGAGUGGUGUGCAUCUGUUUAGGUAAUCCACCAGAGACAUUCACCUGGGAGUAUCGAGAUAAAGAUAAAAAUUAUCAGAAGAUUGGCCCCAUAACACCGUUGGAGUUUUAUAGGGAACAUGUCAAGCCACUCUUCAAUAUGGAGGAUAAGAUUUGUUUAGUGAAUGACCCUCGGCCCCAGCACAAGUACAACAAACUUUACACAGUAGACUACUUAGGCAAUAUGGUUGGAGGGAGAAAAACACUAUACAACAACCAGCCUGUUGACUUCUUGAAAAAAAUGGUUGCUGCCUCCAUCAAAGAUGGAGAGGCUGUGUGGUUUGGCUGUGAUGUUGGCAAACACUUCAAUGGCAAGCUAGGCCUCAGUGACAUGAACAUCUAUGACCAUGAAUUAGUGUUUGGUGUCUCCUUGAAGAACAUGAGCAAAGCUGAAAGGUUGACUUUUGGUGAGUCACUGAUGACCCAUGCCAUGACCUUCACUGCUGUCUCAGAAAAGGAUGAUCAGGAUGGAGCAUUCAUGAAAUGGAGAGUGGAGAAUUCAUGGGGUGAAGACCAUGGCCACAAAGGUUACCUGUGCAUGACAGAUGAAUGGUUCUCUGAGUAUGUCUACGAGGUGGUGGUGGACAGGAAGCAUAUCCCUGAAGAGGUGCUAGCUGUGUUAGAGCAAGAACCCAUUGUCCUGCCAGCCUGGGACCCCAUGGGGGCUUUGGCCGAAUGAUACUGCCUCUACUUCCUUCCUCCUCCCAUGGGACCUGAAGUAGCUGCAAAGGACAGAUCCAGGGACUGAAGCCAAAGUUACACAGGUGACUGUGUGUUCGUACAGGACACAGUUUUCCAUUCUCCUCCAGGAACCUCUUUGAGGAAGUGUGCUUUAUGCGGAAACAAAAUAUUCUUAAAGAGAAAAAAAAAAAAACAGGAAAGAUAAGAUCAUACCGUCUACUCUCAUCUCCAACAGCUCAGGAUCUCUUAGCAUUUUAAUUACAUGUAAUUGUCAUAACUCUGUCAAAAAGGUUUGGUUAAGUGUCUGUGUUUUAAUAAGACAGGAAAAGAUGAGCAAUUGAGGUGUAUGGAGAGAAAACGAACCUGCUGCUCCUUGUUCCAGGAGUGGAGUGGAAGAGGGGUGUUAUCCGACGAUUCAAGCUCUCAAAAGCACAUGCUGCCUGACAGCAUCACUGUCCUUCCUACAUGGCAGUCACUGAACUGAAUUUUUUCCAAGGCAAUUUUGUGUGCCUCUAGUAGCUCGAUGGUAACGGGUUUGUCUUGUUUGUUUGUUUGUUUGUUUAAGCCCAAGAAUGAGAGGUUGAUCAAGUCUGAUAGGAUUCCUUCCCAUUGUCCUGAACUGUGGGGGAGCACAGCUCUGCUUGAGUCAGGUUUAAAGUUGGGUGAGAGAACAACCAAAAACCUUAUCAUGAUCUGAAUGAUAAACAUUAGGGGGAGCUCUAGCCAAAUGGUUUAACUUCUGCCUUUGGAGUAGGAGGUUGGGCGGGCAGGAAAAGGUGAUAUCCAUUCUUUCUGACAACUAGAUGGUGCUGAGAAGCUUUUAAAUAAAACACUUUGCUAAAUGAGAAUAAGCUGGCUUAUUUGAUCUGCAUAUGAAGUAUUUCUUAGCUAUAAAAGAAAACAACUACGUGCUGACUCGUGUUCUUCACAGUGUUUUCACAACAGCAAGAUGGCUCAGGGCUUCUCUGCUUCAGCUUCUUUGCAGGUUAUGGGAGCCUUUCCAGCCUGCACUGACCUCACUGGCUCUGCAGUGGACUUCCAAGGACCAUAUUUUUGUGAGGGCUUGUGCCCCUGCCACUAACCAUUCUUCCACCCCUUGUAACUUCAGAUCCAGGGUGCCUACAAGAUGGGAAGUGAGACUUAGCAUGGCCCAGAGAGCAUGUAUUUUAUUGAGACCGAGCCUCCCUUUUACUGAAAGCAAAUAAGUAGAGCACCAUGGUCAGUGCUUCCAUCAGUGCCUGAGCCCUACCAUUCUGGCUCUCCAACAGUCUGCUCUCUCCUAGCAGGGGGUAGUGUCUAUCACAGCACUUUCCAAAAUAACAUUAAGUAAAGGCACAGGCUUUAACCAAAUUGUUUACAAUAUUCUAGUAAUUCUGUUUCAAGCAGGAUAAAUUCAUCCAUUUCUCGACACCUGGUGAAACUACAGAACAGAUCUUAAAAGCAUCCAGGAAGAGGACGAAUUACCUCCAAAGUAAAGACAAUUAGUUUGACAGCGAACUUCUCAUCAGCAGCUGUGUAAGCCAGAAGACAGUGAGAUAUGUCUCCAAAGUAUUAUGAGAAAUUAACUGCGAGCCUAAAAUUCUAUACUUAAUGAAACUGUCUUACAAGAACAAGAGUGAAAUAAAGACGUUUUCAGUCGAGAGCUUUUUGUGCCAAACAGAAGGAAAGUGAUCCAAUAUAGAAGGCUGGAGAAACAAGAAAGAGCUAGAGAAAAGGAAGUGAUAAAUAUUUGGGUCAUUUAAAUAAAAAGUGAAUACAGAAUAGCCUUACAGGGUUUAAGAUACAUGAAAAUAGCAGAUAAGUAGGGAAGUAAUUGGAAUUAAUAUAUUCUAAGGUAUUUGUGUCAUUGAGGAGGAAGAUAAAUGUAUUGAUUAACGUGACUGUGGUAGCUGUGAAUGGCCAGCUCUUCCACAGUAUGCCGUGCACACGAACUGUGAUGUGAAUGGGUUUCCUGGAGUUGUGCAACACAGAGCCCUGGAAGAGGUGUUUUUUUUUUUUUUAAAAAAACAUUACUAGAAACAGUCACACAUACUGAUAUGUUUGUUUAAUUCUCCAGAAAAAUAAAAAGAUUCUAAAUUAGUGUGUACCUAGUAACAUAGCCUUAAAAUACAUAAAGCAGAAAUUGACAACUAUAUUGAAUAAUAAGUAGUCCAGCAUAGUGGGAGAUUGUUAACAUAUGUCUCAAUCACUGAUAGAUCAAAAAAGAUCAAGCAACCAAAAAUUGGGACUGUAUAAAAUAUUUACAAGUCCCUGGAUGGCACAGACGGUUAAGUGUUUGACUACUAGCCAUAAGGUUAGUAGUUUGCCUACUAUAAAGCCACAAUAGUCAACACAGCCUGGUACUGGUACCACAACAGACAUGUAGACCAACGGAAUAGAAUUAAGAACCCAGGUGUAAAUCCAUCCACCUAUGGACAGCUGAUCUGUGAAAAGGAGCUCAAGUCCAUUAAAUGGGGAAAAGACAAUCUCUUUAAGAAAUGGUGCUGGCAAAACUGGAUGCCCAUUUGUAAAAAAAAAAAAAAGGACCCAUACCUCACACCAAAACGAAUCAAAGACCUAAAUAUAAAACCUAAAACUAUAAAUAUCAUGGAAGAAAAAACAGGGACAACACUAGGGGCCUAAUAUAUGGUAUAAAUAGAAUACCAAACAUAACUAAAAAUGCACAAACAGCAGAAGAUGAAUUAGAUAAAUGGGACCUCCUAAAAAUUAAACACUUAAGCUUAUCAAAAGACUUUUCCAAAAGAAUAAAAAGAGAACCUACAGACUGGUGGAAAAAAAUUGGCUAUCUCAUAUCUAAAAUAUAUAGAAAACAGCUCAACAACAAAAAGACAAUCCAAUUUAAAAAUGGGCAAAGGCAUUAGAGAAAUGCAAAUGAAAACUACAAUGAGAUACCAUCUCACCCUGACAAUACUGGCGCUAAAAAAAAAAAAAAUGU